Molecule: messenger RNA, 1398 nt
Organism: Pichia membranifaciens NRRL Y-2026
Lineage: Eukaryota; Fungi; Ascomycota; Pichiomycetes; Pichiales; Pichiaceae
Exons: 1
Coding region: 1-1398 (465 amino acids)
Source: RefSeq, a predicted model, not a curated record
AUGACAUCUAGAGAGGAUGCAAACAGCACACCUGUCUUUCUGGACAGAAUUGAGGUGAUAGGUAUAGACGGAUACAAGAAGAAAUACGUUGAGAAGGUUCUAUCACCAUUGCUUUCUUCUUCAACCAAAACACUUGGAGAGUUGUCAUCUGAAAGUGAGAAGACCCUCAAAAGUCUAACUUUCCUUGGCGGUUUUGAGUCCGUGGACAUAAAGUUUGACACUGAUACCAAGUCUGCGAACAAAAAAGUCGAUCUGCUUGAUGAACCGUUGACCAGUGUGUACGGCUCCAUCAAUGCUAAACCACUCAAACCAACUGCGUUCAGCAUCAAGUCCAUCCACAAUGAUCUUGGAAAUGCGUUUGUAUCAAGCUAUCUUAAUAGAAAUGUGUUUGGUAGCGGUGAGCAGUUUCAAUUGAACACAUACUGGGGAUUAUUCGACGAGACCAAGUCCGUUGACAUUCUCUCUUCGACUCCAAUUAUUGACACUUCCCUAAGAUUAUUUGGUCAUUUGAACGUUCUGAAAUCUGCAAACAAGCUGUUCCAGUCCAACCAACAGGCAGCCACCUCUGCAGAACUCGGAGUCAUCAAACAAAAGUUCUGCAGUCGCUCAGGCGCUUUAUCAUCAUUCUCAACUGGAUUAAAUCUUGUUAAUAGAAACAUUGGCCAUAUCGCCGACAGUGCAAACGAUGAAGUCAAAACAUAUGCAGGAGAUAGCUUGAAAGAGGCUAUAUUUUUCAACUUCGUUUCUUCAAAUAUGUCAUAUUUGACAAAAUCCCGUCUCACGUUACCACUAAAUGGAUUUACAAUCUCAUUGACCAAUGAAGUUGCAGGCGUCCCGGCAUUGUUAGAGAAGCUACAAGAUGAACACCAAGAAGACUCAUUUUCGACAGACAGACAGGAUCAGUUCUACAAAGUGGGAUUGGGGCUGGACUUUGCAAAGUCCAUGUUCAGCAACCAGCUAACGUUUUUAUCUAACUUCAAACUGGGUUCAAUUAUCAACUUUGCCUCAUCUACAGGUGGGACCGUCCAUUUUCAAGAUAAGUUUUACCCUCUUGUAGCAGGAUACGAUAAACCACUGAUGCCAUCCAGCUCGGUAGGAUCAGGAUCGUUUUUGAGUUAUAACUUGGGUUUUAGUACAAAAGUUGGUAUUGUCAAUGUGGAUCAGCCAUUACGCUUCUACUCAUCGGUAAACGGUGCAAGCGUUUCCAAUGAGUUGGCCGGACUAGAAAAGUCCGAAUUGCGUGAAAUUUCCAAAAACUGGAAACACGGUUUAGACCUUGGUUUGCUCUACUCUAACGGUGAUGCCUCUGCCAAAUUGUUCUGGCACAAACCUAUAGAUUCCUCGAAGAAUAAUGUGGGGAAAUUUGGAUUUGAGGUUGAUAUUGCAGGUGCAUGGUAA